Messenger RNA from Gymnodraco acuticeps, 3197 nucleotides. RefSeq lists its product as uncharacterized. Bases 865 to 2595 code for a protein of 576 amino acids. The record is from RefSeq and is a predicted model, not a curated record. Lineage: Eukaryota; Metazoa; Chordata; Actinopteri; Perciformes; Bathydraconidae. The transcript has 11 exons.
CUGAUCAGGAGGUUGAAUCGGGAAUUCCUCAAGCUGUUGCUCCUGCUGUGAAGGGACACAUGUGCUGACUUGACUGUUGGUCCUUUGCAUCCCUCGUGUCGCAGUGGCACAACCAGAAAAAAUGGGCAUAUCAAAAUCUUCAAGUCCAACUCUAGAUGGUUCGGGUGCAGUUGUCAUCAACCCAGAAGGCGGGCUUCCAUUUUCAAAAUACAGAGCAUGUCUACGUCUGAUGUGGUAGUAGAACGAGUUGAAAACUCUGUAUUCUUCGGUACAUCCAUUAAUUCCACAUACAACACGGAAAUCUGGACUGCGGCCAUGUGCCUUGUUAAUAUGGCUCAGCAGAGACUUCAAUGUUAACGCAAAAAAAACAAAGCAAAUCACACACCGCCAAUACGCCAUGUUCCUCAAAACCUUCUGAACUGAGGAGGAGAUGGAAGCUGACAGAUUGAUGUGACAGACAAAACAUCUGCUAAAGGCAAAGUUGAACCACAGCCCGCGCCAGUACUGUAAUAUCUCCUAGUUCUGCAAUACUUCCUGGCGGGCUUUUGCACGUUGGUUGGGUCAAACCAUAUUAACAAUGGGGGGGUAGGGUCUCUGAUAUAUCCUUUUUAGUAUGUGCUGCGAUAUUAAAAAUACAAAAAGCAUAUGUAUUAGCAAUUACAAACACUAUCGUCACCUUUUUUCCCUCAAAUGCUUAAUUUGAUCAUCCCUAUUUACCCAGAUUAUUAUUUGUCGAAGGAGGAGUUCAACCCACUACUGUAUCAUUGUCAAGUAGCCAGUUCACGAGGUUAGAAAGAAGAGAAGGUCACAGAAGAAGAGAAGAGAAGAAGGUCACACAUUGGAGAGAAGGUUAUAGAUGGGACAAUGGAUACACUGGAUGAUGUUACAGUGUCAAUUUUUAAGGCUGCUAACAUCAAUGAGGUGUUGAUGCACUCCCUCACUCGUGAUGAUUUGAGAGACCUUUUUCCUGGGCCAGAACACUUUCUUAGGAGAAAAAGAGUGUGGUCUUUCAUCAGCCCAGAGGACGAGAAUCCUAUCUUAAAAGAUAAAGAUGGCCCUUCUGAAACAGGAACUCCACCUUGUAGAAAACAUAGUCUCCCUCCAACAUCCACUCCUUUGGAGAAAAAACGCCCAAAGUUGACCCUACAGCUACCUAGUCCACCAGAGUAUGUGAUCUACACGGACAGUGAGUUGGAACAAGCUCGUAGACAUUACUUUGAGAUGGCCCGCACAGGCAGAGAGAGGGAAUGUGUAAUGUCCAAGGAGUUGAGUUGCAGGCUAGUGAGGAACACACUCACCAGCAUGAUUUCCAUCCUGAGAGCAAGUCCACAAGGAGAAGAGCUUCACUACCCUUCCAACCCUGAACUCACAGCCAUGGCUAAGAAAGUAGUGGAGUAUUAUCCCAUGUUACAAGACAAAGAUGAAGCUGUGAAACAUACAACCAUUCACAAUAAACUUAAAAAGAGGCUUCUAAACGUAAAGUCUCCGCAAAAGAGGCAAGGGCCUGCACAAGAGAGGGGCCGUCCAAAGAAGAGGCGUUGCCUUGACUUGUCAGCAAGUGACUCAGGAAAAGAUUAUGAUGCUGACUCAAGUGACGCAGGUGGAUCAACAAUUAUUUUGGAUCAGACUCUUAACAGUUCUGAUGAAAAUGAAAGUACAUCUUCCACAGUAGCCCGCUCGGGCCGCCGGCUGCCCAAUUACACCGCGGACCAGCGAUCCAGUAUGGUCAUCCGUUCUCCCAAUUCACACCAGGGAGCCAAAAAGCAGCUGGUAAAGGCCCUCCACGGUACACUUUACCCAGCAGAGGACCCAGAGCCCGGGGAGGAAGAAGAGGUGGACAAGGAUAGUCUGCAAGCACAGGCCAGGCAUUUUAAGACUCUGCAUGAGAUGUACAAGAAUAAAAAACAAAACAAAGAUGCUGUCUCUCAACUCCUUGAUCUCGAGUUUGAAGCAAGAAGACUGUUCAUUGACAGUGAUGUCCUGAAAGUGGAGGACAGGCACACAAAGGUGAUGUCUGAGCUGCGUCGCAUCCUGGAUAAAGACAACCACAAAUACAUAGCACAAGUAAAGAAGAGAUGGGACGACUUUGUUGCUAAAGUGCAGUUUUACGGAGUUUUGAAGAAAGCGAUGAAACCACCUAUGACCCUGGAUCGUGUGGAAUUCUCGAUUGCCUUGUUCAAGGCACUCCCUACACUCUUUCCUUCACCAGCUGCACCGCCUAAGAAAUUGGGACAUGCCAGUGAGGCAUUGAUACAUGUUCUUCAGCCUACAGAAGAUCCCACCGUCUACCUCCAGAAGAGAUCUCUGUCCAGCCCCAUCUUACUUGUUGAUGACUCCAACUGCCUUGUCGCCAUAGGAACCACUCCCAUCACUACAUUUGCCAAGCAAGACCUGCAUGAGGGUAAGCAACCACAAGACGGCCAACGCGUUCGGGGAAGCGCAGAUGUACCUCACCAUAGAAGAAUUUGGAUGGAUGAAAAGGUGGCUGGAAAUCAAGGGGACGCUGACCGGCACCAACAACCGCUACUUCCUCUGCAUAGCGGGGAAGAACCCAUCGAGGAACCUUGCCACCUUCCUGAGGUUAGCAUGGGCUGAUGUUGGACUAAAAGGUCCCAUUAACUUCACCGACCUCCGCACAGUCCACGUAGAUAAUGCGAAGAGGUUUCAGGACAAAAGCAACCGCCAAAGAGUGAGUGAUUUCAUGUGUCACAACACUGCAACUGCAGACAAAUUUUAUGCCAAGAAUCCUUCUUUGAAGGAGGCUGCGGACAUACGAAUGCUCUUCACAGAGUCACUGCAAGCAGCGGCCGCAGCAGCAUUAGGGGUGAGUGAAGACAAUUUGGGGGACAUUGACAUCCACAGUGACCGUGACAGCUCUGGAGAUGAGCAUAGCCCUACUCCCUACCAAGACUCCACCGAUACCGAGACGUCAGAUGAAUUAUACAAAGACUUCAACGCCUGGAGAGCGGUGAAGAGGGAACAGUCAAUGGCCGAACACAGUCCCUCAGACACGGGUGAAGAUAGGGUGCCAGCCUCUGCACCAACUUCACCCGAUACGGACAAUGUUGCCAGUGAUCAACUUGUAAAUAUGCAAUGUUUUGUUGUACUCAGUCCGCUUGUGCUGGAUGAGUUAACAAUGUUAUAAUGUUAUAAAGUGUCAAUGUAUAUAUUUCUGUAAAUAAAGUUUGUUAAAAUUA